This is a messenger RNA of Cryptotermes secundus, 1975 nucleotides long. RefSeq names its product EF-hand calcium-binding domain-containing protein 4A. The transcript has 11 exons. NCBI's taxonomy places the organism in Eukaryota, Metazoa, Arthropoda, Insecta, Blattodea, Kalotermitidae. Gene Ontology annotation, molecular function: calcium ion binding. The record is from RefSeq and is a predicted model, not a curated record. The coding region runs from base 318 to 1430 and encodes 370 amino acids.
CGCUCGAGCCCGCAGACAGGUUUGUACCUUGGAGGUAAGCGUGGUGGCGUGUGAGUUUCAUUUGUUUUGUUAGCUUACAGCUGAACUGUGCCUCAUUCUGUCUGUCAAUGGUCUCGAACUGCGAGUCGUGUGCGGUGUUAAUGGCUGUUGCCUUGUGCAGUGUUCCGAAUAAAUGCGUCACGUCAGACGUGUUGUGUGAACGUACAGAAUGAUAACGUGAAUAGAGAUGUAGAAGGUUGAUUUUGUAAUGACUUUUAAAGGUUUACAUCCAAAAACGGCAACCAUAAAAUAGUAUUUCUAGAGCCAUAGUUAUCAGCAUGGAGACAGCGACUUCAGGAGGUGUCGACAGGAGCAUGGAAGCUUUCCUUCAGGAAAGGGCGCAACAGCUGUUCCUACUGACUGACCAAGAACGGAAAGGAUUCAUCGUGAAGCGAGAUAUGCAGAGAAUGCGCAGUGAGAUUCCGCUCACACCAGAGCAACUUGAAGCAGUGUUUGACUCCUUGGAUGUGAACAGAAAUGGUUACCUCACAAUUGAGCAAUUCCUCUCUGGCUUUGGUGAAUUCAUAGCUUCACAUCCAACUGAUUACUGGGAGGAAGGCAGUAUCAUGGAAUCACCUCAAAAGGAGAUCCAGGAACAUGAUGAACCUAUUGAGUAUCUUCUGAGAGAACUGGAGUCCAUCACCGUGCUACACAGUGUGGAGGUGCUAAGACAUCUGUGUCAGCAUGUGGAGAGGGAAACAAAUCCCCACAUCCAGAAUAAUUUGGAGAUCUUCCUUCAGCAACUGGUGAUGGACCUAAAAAGAUGCCAGGAGGAACAGAGGAACUUGGAGGAAGCUCUGAAAUUAAGGGAUGAUGAACAUCAAGCAGAAGUUCACAGAUUAUUUGAAGAAAUGGAGACCCAGCUUCGUGAGGAAAAAAAGAAUCACACACGACAUGAAGAGCAGAGGUUGAGACUGAGGUGCAUAACCCUUGAGCAGGACCUAGCAGAGAAGGAACAGCAGCUGCAGGAUGCACUGACCAGACAGCAGGAACUUGCAGAAAGAGUUCGCAUGCUCAGGUCCAGAGAGAUGCACAUCAAGGAGGAAAAUGAACGUUUGGUCAGGUCAAAGAAGGAAAUUGAAGCACAACUUCAAGCACAGAAUCGUGAAAUUAUGCAAGUACAGCGCAUCCUUGAUGAUGUAAGGCAAAAUGAAGCAUGGGAGAGACGCAAACAUCUUUCAACAGGAUUCAGACUUGCCAAGAGAAUCGUGCUCGAACAGCAAGGUUUAAUGCACCAGCUCCAAUUGCUGCAACAGAUAACCACAACACUUGAAGCAGAAGGGAAAGUGAAAAUUCCAGACAGGAACUGCCAAGACAACACUGGAAUUCAUUCCUCCAUCUCAUCAGUCACAUGGAAUGAUGCUCUGGAGAAGACACCUCCACAGUCUUGAUAGUGACUUCUUUGAGGAGGCUCAAGACCACGUGUGAAUAUGAGAAGUGCCUAUUUGACUAUAUGUAGAAUGCUUGGAGCCUGCUGAAGCUGCACCUGCAGAUGCAUUCUGUCUGAGGAAUGCAUUUUUUAAGACCUCACAUAAUUCAAGACAAGUUUCUCAUAGGAAUAAAUUUGCAUUAUUUGAAACUUUCUGCAAAAAGUGUGACCGCACUGUAUGGUACCAACAUUUCCAGGGGAGUCACCAAGCAUGCUGUGCCUGGAAAUAAUGUCACUGACACCUUUAACGAAAGUGAAAUUUAGUAGCUUAGACCAAGUGAACACUCUGAAUUUUGAAUUUUAGUUUGUGUUCCAUGUUGUUAUUUUAGGGCUGGCUCAGUUGUGGCAUUGUCGUGGGUGCUACUGAGAUUUCUUCCAAGAGGUGGAUGCCAGAUAAUUUGGUUACAUAUUAUAUUUAGGCCGAUAUUGUUGAGGAAUCCAUUAAAAGUUUGUGUAUUGAUGAUAGAAAAAAUUGAAGAUAUUAAAUUUUGGUAUAUUUCCUUCUUU